AUGGAGGCUGUGCUGGAGAAGAAAAGGAAGGUUCCUGCUGUGCCAGAAACCCUUAAAGAAAAGCGAAGAAAUUCCGCAGAGUUGAAGGUGAAGCGCUUUCGGGAAAAGUUUGCACUGAAGAGACUGCAGAAGGCACCUAGGAAACUUAUCUAUGAAAAGGCAAAGUAUUACCACAAGGAAUACAGGCAGAUGUACCGGAGGGAGAUUCGCAUGGCUAGGAUGGCAAGGAAAGCUGGAAAUUCCGACAUGCCUGCAGAACCCAAGCUGACAUUUGCCAUGCAAAUCCGAGGUAUCAAUAGUGUGAGUCCAAAGGUCCGCAAGGUGUUGCAGCUGCUCCGUCUAUGUCAGAUCUUCAACGGCACCUUUGUUAAGCUCAAGAAGGCUUCAAUUAACAUGCUGAGGAUUGUGGAACCAUACAUU
This is a messenger RNA of Cricetulus griseus (Chinese hamster), 420 nucleotides long. Lineage: Eukaryota; Metazoa; Chordata; Mammalia; Rodentia; Cricetidae. The record is from RefSeq and is a predicted model, not a curated record.